This is a messenger RNA of Ectocarpus sp. CCAP 1310/34, 616 nucleotides long. NCBI's taxonomy places the organism in Eukaryota, Phaeophyceae, Ectocarpales, Ectocarpaceae. The record is from the annotation of a GenBank genome assembly.
AUGCAGCUAACCUCACCUUCAAUUUCCUUCGAGACGCGAGUUGCCAGCCACGCCAAGUCUUUGGAAGAUGCCCGUGCUAGGGUGGCUGCCACAGACCAGGAUCUGGAGCACUUCAGGCAGCAGAAGAGAAGAACGCCGGAGGGAGGCCUGAGGCAGGAGGUGGGCUGCUUUGGCGUCGUCAUAUGUACUUCCUCUGUAUCAUAAGUCUGGUCUGUUAUGUGCGUGUAGUAGUAAAGAUACUUACACGUUGACGUUUAGCCUUUGGCUGGGUGCGUUAGAAAGGCAAGACAUAUGCAAAGCUGACUAAAAAAACAAAAACGAAGGCCGUUAUACACUAAAAUUAGGUCAAAAUAUGCCCAUUUUGGCCUACUUUGAGAUUUUUUUGAGAACGUUUUUGAGAAUUUUAGUGUGGACCCCAAAAUGUCUUGAAUUUAGUGUGUGGGUCACUAUCGAUAUGGUUUUAGUAUGGGGGACGUAUUGUGGAUGGAUGAGUCUAGGCGGGGUGAGCUUUAGGGUUGGGGAUAGUUCUUGGUUUUUUUGGGGGGGGUUAGGCUCAAUGCCCCACGUACCCCACCCCCCGGAAAAGGGCAAAAUAUGGCCGUUCUUGGGCCGACUC